Didymella exigua CBS 183.55 is the source of this 792-nucleotide messenger RNA. RefSeq lists its product as uncharacterized. The annotation marks the transcript as partial. The transcript has 2 exons. The record is from RefSeq and is a predicted model, not a curated record. Lineage: Eukaryota; Fungi; Ascomycota; Dothideomycetes; Pleosporales; Didymellaceae.
AUGCACUGGAAUGCUCUAAUAAAUCAAGCUGCGCUGCGGUUUGACGGCGGCCCCAGAAGCUUCCCCCCAGCCAGCGAUGCUACCUUUGCCUUCAACUGGCCAUACGAGCCGCCCAACGAAGACUACGAGAAGCUCUUCAUCCGUCAAGCAGUUGCGCCAUCUACUCCACGGCACGAGGACGCGUACCGCCCUUUCAGCUGCGGGUGGCUGGUUCCCGACGAGACGAGCCUGUGCAAGCCUGUCUUUGUUGCUCACUCUCUGCUGUCAGCUAUCUGGCUGGUGCGAGCGUCGCUCCCAGACAAAGACACGCUCCCUGACGAUGUUUGGGCUCGCCUUGUCUCUGCAGCAGACACACUCACCUCCCAGGGCGCAGAGCAAGCUCCGCCUUCUGCUCAAACUCCCCCUCCAAGCCAAGCUGCCCAGGCGCCGUCGCGUGCGUCGAGUCCUCGGAUAUCCAACUGCAGCAGCGAUCUGGAGGAGCUACGUCCACAGGAGUCGGCAGCUCUGAUCACCACAGUCACUAGCAACAACCGUCGCGCUGAGCAGGCCCGUGACAAGAAGCGUAAAGCUUCGCUGAUGAGAAAGCGGCUAGACCUUGGUUUGAUUGAACCAAGCAACACGGCUUCUCGCGACGAACACUACGCCUACAACUUUCUUUCCUGGAAGGACGAGGCCAUCGUCGCCUGGAUCAUCAAGCAGCCGGUCUCUGACACAGACGACUUCUACAACGCCGCCCAAACGCCGUAUCGCACAGCUUUAAUCUUUCUGGAGAAGGCUCGUGCGCUCGGGAGC